This is a messenger RNA of Esox lucius (northern pike), 4692 nucleotides long. RefSeq names its product activity-dependent neuroprotector homeobox b (gene adnpb). Lineage: Eukaryota; Metazoa; Chordata; Actinopteri; Esociformes; Esocidae. Gene Ontology annotation, molecular function: DNA binding. The transcript has 4 exons. The record is from RefSeq and is a predicted model, not a curated record. Gene Ontology annotation, cellular component: nucleus. The coding region runs from base 451 to 3588 and encodes 1045 amino acids. Gene Ontology annotation, biological process: regulation of gene expression.
CUUUCAAUUGCGCCAUUUUGGAUAGGGCAGAAUCUAGGCAAGGAGGGGUGUAUUGUCUCUAUAGGGAAGAGAUGGGAAUGUAUUAUUAUCAGUAAACAGAGUAAACACAUUUUUGGAUUACGCUUAAUUGUAAUAUUUAAAUGAACUCUGCCAUGUAUUUUGAUACAAUGGGUAUCUAAUAUGUUUAUCCAGUAAAAUGAGUUAGAGCGGCACUUCAUCCCCGGCUGCGGAGGAUACAGUACUCUCUGUCGAAUAAUAGUGAGGAGUCGAGCUCCCUCUCUCGGUGUGGUGUGACUGCUUGGAGACGUUGGACGUCAAGACGGUUAUUCCUGGCCACUUAUUUGGAGGAAUAGGAAGGAAAGUGAUUGUGUUUAACGACUUGUCACAGUUUCUCUUAAUUGAGAUAAUCCAUACCAACGGGAGCACAGUAUCUCAAACCAGGUGAGCAGCAUGUUCCAGCUCCCGGUCAACAACCUGGGCAGCUUGCGGAAAGCCAGGAGAAACGUAAAGCGGGUUCUGGGAGACAUCGGCCUGGAAUUUUGUAAAGACCACAUUGAGGACUACAAAGACUAUGUCCCUAAUGAAUUCUACAUCAAGCACACCACCUGGGAUGACGUGUGUAUGUGGGAUCCUUCACUGACUAAAGCCCAGGACUACAGGUCCAAGCCUUUCUGCUGCUCCGGCUGCCCCUUCUCCUCCAAGUUCUUCUCAGCGUACAAGAGCCACUUCCGCAAUGUCCACAGCGAGGACUUCGAGAGCCGCAUCCUACUCAACUGCCCCUACUGCACCUACAAUGGGAACAAGAAGACCCUGGAGACGCACAUCAAGCUGUUCCACGUGCCCAACAACGUGGUGCGCCAGGGUCCCGGGGGCAUGCCAGGGCAGGCGGGGGGGCUGAAGGACGGCAUGCAGCUCGGCAGGAGGCCCGGGGAGAGCAUCGAGCAGGCUGUGUACUACUGCAAGAAGUGCACGUACAGGGACCCUCUUUACAAUGUGGUGCGCAAGCACAUCUACAGAGAACACUUUCAGCACGUGGCCGCGCCCUACCUGGUUAAGCCCGGGGAUAAGGCCACGCCCAAUGGGGCAGCAGGGGGCGCCACUGCGGGGAACACGGACAGCAGUGGGAACACCACUACCCACGUCAGUACUAAUGCCAACAGCAACACCAUCCACUGCAAGCGGUGCCUCUUCGUGCCACGCACCUAUGAGGCUCUAGUGCAGCACGUUAUCGAGGACCACGAGCGCAUCGGUUAUCAGGUCACUGCCAUGAUCGGUCACACAAACGUGGUGGUGCCACGGUCCAAGCCCGUCAUCAUGGUGUCUCCCAAGCCGGGGGAGAAGACAGUCAUUGGGGUGGGACCCAAAGGUCAGCUGGUGACCACCACAGUGGGCGGGGUCCGCACCUUCUCCAGCCAGCAGCUCAGUCGGAUCGUCAUACCGAAGCCAGGGCUGAGCUCAACGGGACUCCUGUCUGGGGUUCACAUGAAGCAGGGGGCUUUUGGCUUAAAGAGCGGGACCUCUCAGUCCUUCUCUAUAGGCGGGCAGCAGGUGAGAAUCACUCUGCCUGGCAAUGCGCAGGUGUCUGUGCCCCAGCAUUCACAAGCUGCCAAACAGAACCUCCCCGGCCUGCGGAGCCCUGUGGUGGUGAGCUCCUCCUCGUCCACGCUGAAGACCACCCAGCUGAACUCCCGGGUCCAGGCGGCUGCCACCACGGUGGCCUCUGUCACGGCCAAGGGGAAGGGGGGCUCGUCCGUCCUGGGCACAUCCUACACGCAGAAGUGGAAGAUCUGCACUAUCUGCAACGAGCUCUUCCCGGAGAACGUAUACAGCUCACAUUUUGAGAAGGAGCACAAGGCAGAGAAGGUCCCAGCCGUGGCCAACUACAUCAUGAAGAUCCACAACUUCACCAGCAAGUGUCUGUACUGUAACCGCUACCUGCCCAGCGACACGCUUCUCAACCACAUGCUCAUCCACGGCCUGUCCUGCCCGCACUGCCGCGCCACCUUCAACGAUGUGGAGAAGAUGGUGGCGCACAUGCGGCAGUCCCACCCGGACCAGACGCUGGGGCCCCGCACCGACUCCCCCCUGACCUUUGACCUCACCCUGCAGCAGGGCAACCCCAAGAACGUCCAACUGAUUGUCACCACCUACAACAUGAGAGACGCGCCCGAGGAGUCGGUGGCCUUCCACGCCCAGAGUGCCUCGUCUUCCGCGCAGACGGGCAAGAGGACCGUGCCCAGCCAACCACCGAAGAUGCCCUCGGAUUCAGAAGACUGCUCACCUGCCAAGAGUGCCCCCCAAGCGGCUGUGCCGUACAAGAAAGACGUGGGCAAGACGCUGUGCCCGCUGUGCUUCUCCAUCCUGAAGGGCCCCAUCUCCGACGCCCUGGCACACCACCUGAGGGAGAGACACCAGGUCAUCCAAACGGUGCACCCGGUGGAGAAGAAACUCACCUACAAAUGCAUCCACUGUCUGGGUGUGUACACCAGCAACAUGACCGCCUCCACCAUAACGCUGCACCUGGUGCACUGCCGUGGCGUCGGCAAGACCCAGAACGGACAGGACAGCCGGCCCGCCCCUUCCUCCAGGGUCUCCCAGGCCCAGGGCACUGCACUCAAACGGGCCGGCUUUGACAACGGUGACCCUGGCGACCUGAAGCGGCGUAAGCUGGCACCCGGAGAGCAGGAGGGACCGGCAGCUUUUGUAGAGAACCCGGAUGAUCCCGUGAACUUGGUCCUUGACCCUAAAGGUCACGAGGACGAGUCGUAUGAGGCGCGGAAGGCCUUCCUGACACAGUACUUUAACCGGGAGCCCUACCCGACGCGUAGGGAGGUGGAGAAGCUUGCCGGCAGCCUGUGGUUGUGGAAAUCUGAUAUCUCUAGUCACUUUACCAACCGCAGGAGGAAAUGCACACGGGACUGUGAGACCCAGAAGGCCCAGGUGUUGCUGGGCUUUAACAUGCGGGAGGUCAGCCGGCUCAGCCACCAACUGACCUUUGACCCCGAGUGCUUUUCUGCGGACAAAGACAGCGGGGAGACGGUGGAGAGGCGGACAUCUAGAACGUGCAUCGGGCGGUCUGAGCAGGCCAUCCGCCGCAUGGAGGAGAGUGCCGCGGUCAACGGUGCCGCCACACUCCAACCGGGUACGCCGGCCGGGUCUGACGGUGGGGUCAGGGACUCCACCCAACCCAACGGGGAUGCCAGUAGCGACCAAAACAAGACAGUCGGAACCUUAAAACUGAGAGGGCCUCAGUAUCCAUCAGAACCUAUUGCUAUUGACUCGGACAGCGAUGAGGAAAUGGAGGAGGAGGAGGAAGAGGAUGAGACGGGGGGAGUAGAAGUAAAUUCCAGGGGAAGUGACAGGCUGGCUGCAGGGACAGAGGGGGAGGUGGUAGGGACUGGGGCCCUCUCCGGCUCAGACCUAGAGGAUAUGGAGGAUGGGUCAGAGGAAGAUGAGGGUCAUGUCGAGAAUGGAUACGGCUCUUCAGCAUUGCCGGAGAGACCGGGUAAGGGGAAGGAAGCUGUUGCCAAUCUUGGACAAUCAGGAAGUGAAAAAACAAGGGCCCAAGUCGGCAAGCAGCAGGUCUGACCAAUGGACACACACACACACAAAUAACACACACAGAGACGUUAUUGACAUUUGAUCCAUGCCAACAACUCUGCCUCACCCGAACUCUAGAGCUGGAAACAGUCAAUGGUGACAUGAUGGACAGCAAGAGGGUGUAAAAGAUUGCCUCUUUUCACUUCAACAAGCCAUCUAAUGAUGUUUAGACAAGUCAUGUCAAAAGCCAAUUGAUGCUGCUCUGCAGUGACAAGUAGCUAUGAGUUAUGUAAGAAUUUGUGAACAAACUUUUAACUUUUCCUCCAGGGGAAAAAUAUAACACUGAAGAUGCACCAAACGAUAGAACAUGAUCUGCCUUCUAUUUACUUUACUAGAAAAUUCAGAUAAGUACUUAUUCUUGUCCAUACGGCCACAAGUUACACUGUGGUGAGUCAUUAUGAGUUACUAGCUUUUGAGAGAAACUAGAUUAUCCCAAAUUUUUUAUGUAGUCAUGCAGGAAUAGCUAGUGUAUAUUUGUACAGUCUUUUAGACAUGUUUGGGAACAGACUACCGUAGAUGUACUCAUUAAAAUAUUUGCUAUACUACUUUCUGUAUACAAGCUAGCCUCAUAUGUUCUACAUUGUUUUGCUAGGCAAUAGAUAUCGCUUUGGUGGCUGGUAUUUUCUGUAUGGUUUUUGUUAAUUUUUUUAACAAAACCAUAGCAUUUUUGCUAAAUAAUAUAUCUAUAUAAAUGCAACUUUAAAUUAACAUAAUCAUUUGCUUUCUUUUAUUUCUUUUUCUUUAUGAUUGAUAUUACUUUUUUAUUUGGAGUUCAAACUUUGGUUCUAUUGAAAGAACAGUUCCACCCACUUGGUCAGAGUAAAGGGGCAUUUCAGCUGAUCUCUCUGUAGCCCAGUGCUUUGUAGUCUAGAUUGUAUUUGCUUUGUCUCUUCACGUACCUAUCUUUUCCUUACUUUGCCACAGAAUGGACUUUUGCUGUCGCCUGUGAAACUGACACAGCAUUGCUAUUAAUAUGACUUUUCUGUGUGUAUGUUUAUUUUGUGGUCUUCAAUUUGUGUAUAUUGGUUUCGUUUUUAUUUUUCACUUAAGCAUUUAUGAAUAAUAAAGUGCUGUAUUGUGCUUCUCACAGUG